Molecule: messenger RNA, 3340 nt
Organism: Neocloeon triangulifer
Lineage: Eukaryota; Metazoa; Arthropoda; Insecta; Ephemeroptera; Baetidae
Product: alpha-1,3-mannosyl-glycoprotein 2-beta-N-acetylglucosaminyltransferase
Exons: 13
Coding region: 565-2106 (513 amino acids)
Biological process (GO): protein N-linked glycosylation
Cellular component (GO): Golgi apparatus
Molecular function (GO): alpha-1,3-mannosylglycoprotein 2-beta-N-acetylglucosaminyltransferase activity
Source: RefSeq, a predicted model, not a curated record
UCGUUCCUAAAAAAAGCAGGUUCAAUUUGAAUUAUUCCAAAUGGUUUUAACCUAAAUUUAAUUCAAAAUGUUUUAUUCUAAAAUUUCUUCUAACAAUUAGAGGGCCAGAUAAUUUCCUUACCAAAAUUCAAGAUUAAAAUUCGUCGUGAAUCAGUGCGCAUGCUCGUAACUCAAAAGUGGGAUGGGCUCUGACUGGACACCCAUUGAGUGGAAAUUUCAGACUCGAUGUGUCAAUAAUCAUAACAUUGGAACUCAUUCCGAACAUUUUCGAAUCGUUCGUCCGAGAAAGUUGACUUGUUCUGCCCGAAUCGGCCGUCGGCGUGUUGGAAAAUGAGCUAAGGAGGCGGCGGAAGCGAGGCCUGCGCCGAAAGCCGCCGUUGCACGACUGAUAAGAGGUGCUUCCUCGAUCGCUACGUGUUUCCCAUGACACGUCCCAGCUAAAAUUCUACAUUACUCUGCCACGAAACCUACGCGGAAAAUCAUGCGGCCCAAAGAUCAGUAGAGUUGAGAAUUCGCUCAAUUGAUGUCGGCCGCGACAAGUUUGCUCCACGACCCUAAGCUUGCAUGAAACGGUGUCAUCAUAUUGCAAUUUCCUGUUGGUCGCCCACUGGCUACGCUCAAGUAGCACAACUAAUUGCAGUGUUUAUGACACUUAAUAAACAUGAUGUGAUUGCAAUGCGUAAAAACAGAUUCUACUUCCUGGUGUUCAUAUCGCUGAUCAUAUGGGCCAUAGCCACAUACUUUUUGUUCCAACACAAGCCAACAAACUACCACGCAUCCGAGAAAGGUCUUCGUUACAUUUACGACAGAGGGGUAUGGAGACUUUUCUCUAACCUUAGUGUGAAUACCUCGGAUAUUGAAAAGCAGCUCCACAACCUGGAGGGAGAACUGAAGAAUCAGUUCAAAGCAAAUGAGGCGUUUUUAAAAAAUCUGAAGGUCAUCAUACAAAAUCAACAAAUAGAAAUAAAAAAUGCUGAAAAAGAAAGAAACACCGCCAUACAGCUGGAAAAGGAAAAACUUCAGGAGCAGAGCAGACUAAAUCCAUCCAGUCAUAAAGAAAAGAUUCAAGGUCCUGUGAUAGCCGUUCUAGUUUUUGCGUGCAACCGACCGUCUGUGUCUCGUUGCCUGGAUGCACUUAUCAAAUACAGACCGCAGCAACGCGAACACCAAUUCCCUAUUGUGGUGAGCCAAGAUUGUGAUCAUGAAGAAACAGCCCGAGUCAUUGGCAGUUACGGAGCAAAUAUUACUCACAUUCGUACAAGUUACACAAGUGAAAUUGUUGUGCCUCUGAAGGAGAAGAAAUUCAAGGGAUACUUUAAAAUAGCCCGACACUAUGGCUGGGCCUUGAACCACACUUUUUUCGGACUGAAUUAUGACACUGUUAUUAUUGUUGAAGAUGAUUUAGACAUUGCUCCAGACUUCUUUGAGUACUUCCUUGGGCUUUACCCCAUUCUCAAGCAGGACCGAACUCUGUUUUGUGUGUCGGCCUGGAACGAUAAUGGCAAAUCAAGCAUCAUCGACAAUUAUGCUGCCGACCUAUUGUACAGGACCGAUUUCUUUCCUGGUCUCGGCUGGAUGCUGUUAAAGGAUCACUGGAUAGAACAUUCCACAAAGUGGCCUCCAUCAUAUUGGGAUGACUGGAUCCGAAGGCCAGAGCAGAGGAAGGACCGAGCAUGCAUCCGUCCAGAAAUCUCAAGAACAAGAACUUUUGGGAAACACGGUGUUAGCAAUGGUCUCUUCUUUGAAAAACAUCUCAAGUAUAUUAAGCUGAAUGAAAAAUUUGUGCCUUUUACGAAGAUGAACUUGACAUACCUUUUAAAGGACAACUAUGACAUAAAAUUCGUGCAAGAGGUCUACAAUAGCUCUGUGGUUACCUUGACAGAUUUGAAAGACGGUUCUAUUAAACACAAUAAACCUGUUCGGAUUCAGUACAACACCAAGGAUAUUUAUAAAAUUACGGCAAAAAUGCUGGGACUAAUGGACGAUUUCAAGAGUGGGGUACCUCGCACUGGAUACCGAGGCAUUGUUUCAUUUUUCUGCGACAACAGGAGAGUCUACUUGGCACCGAAUGCUGAUUGGAAGCAAUACGACCCAACAUGGAGCUAGCACUCAGUAAAACACCAUUCCUCGAGUUAACCACAGCCAAGGGCAUUGGCUUCUGAUAUUAAGCAAAAUGAUCUCACCACACUCUCAAAAUCAUAAAUUUUGGAAUUUUAAUAUAUAUGCAUUCUUGUAUCAUAAUAGAAAAGUGAAAAAAGAGAAAAAAAAGCAGCAUGAGACCCAAAGUAGCUGUCAGUCGUUGAAAAAUAUUUUACUCUAGUGCGCAGUUGCUCAAAAUUAUCUAGUAAUUCUUUGAUUGACCCCUGUUAAAUGAAAACAGCAGUUGUUUAACUCUUAACCCCUUCCGUCUUGUACUCGGCUUGGAUUUUGAGCAGUUGAAUUAUCGCAGUUGGUGCUAGUGCUCCAAGAGGCCUAUUGAAAAAUAAUUGUAGUUGUUAAGGAGAUGAUUCAGAAAUUUGAUUCCUGAAAUUUGUGAUAGUGACUUGAAUGUUGGGUGAAAUUUCACAACGCAGAGAACAAAGUAGCUCUGCACCUCUUAAUAUUCCUAUAAUCAAAAAAUGUCUUACUUUAUAACUAUAUCUCUUUCCUUUUAAAACUCCAAAAUUAUUUCCAUCAAAGCAGAGGUAAAUAAUGUGUGCAUUAUCUAUUGACGCUUGCAAUGAUUUAUUUUUGUUUGAUAAAGCUGCAUUUUUUAUUAAACUCUUUGCAUUUCAGCUAAUUUUUAUUGAGGUUUAAAAAUGCAUGUACGCUCUGUUUGCUGUUGAAAAUCUUUGAGGAAAUAUAUAUCUAGAGAUGAUAUAAUUUAGAUGUUUGAAAAACAUCAAUUUUAGUGCAAUGCGGUGUGCGGCAUCUCAAGAAUUUGUGUUACAGCUUGCAAAUGUUGCUUUUACCUCGAACGGGAAUAUGUGUUAUACUUGUAAUUUUAGUAAAUUGAAUGUAUGGAUUCAUUUUUGCUGAUAUGAAAAAGCGCACGUACAGAAAUUUGGUCAGUUUCUUGCCACACAAUGUGUCUUCAUUUUGGAAAUUUUGUUAAAGUUUUUAUAUUUGUUUUCCAUUAUACUUGAUUUUAAUUGUCAAAAAAUAAAAAUCUGAAUGAUUGAAGUCUUGGAGGAUUUAAACCGUGUACUUGAAAACAGAAAAUGUUAUAUAUUACAAUUAAAAAUGGACUAAUAUGUUCAGUCAAAAUAAAAAUUGGUUUUAUUCAAUAUUGUCAAUUUUAAUAAAAGCAUCAAAAUCAUUUUUGGAAUGACGUCAAAAACUUUAAUCAAAAGCACACUGU